AAUUCAAACGCGCCGUAGCCACGGUGUAGAAAGUAGAAACAAUAUAAACUACCAAGAAAGUAACAUCAAGACCGUAAAACUCACACACGAGUCAACACACCAUUUUCGUUCUUAUAAAUAACUGAUCAUAUCUUAGUUCAAUUCAUAAUGUUUUCUUUCUCAUCCAAUCUUACAAACCAUUUCAUUGAUUCCACAAGAGUUAGUUAUGGCGGAUCUAUUCAGUGGAGGUGCGGUUGGAGCUUUGAUGGGAGAAACUGUGAAAUAUGCACUUCAAACAAUCAAAAAGGGUCAACAAUUUCGUCCCACACUCGAAACCAACAUCGAAACUUUAGAUGCUUUGGCUCCAUUGGUUGAAAAAAUGAAAGGUUUCAACGAUUUGUUGGAUCGACCGAGCGAAGAGAUAGAGAGGUUAGAGAAACACAUGAGAGAAGGUAAAGAGAUUGUAGAAGAAAGUAAGAAAUUUACUUGGCGGAAGAUUUUCUCAUUUCCGGGUCAACAAACAAAACUUAAGAAACAAGAUGAUAAACUUAGGAGAUAUUUGUCUGUUGAUGUUCAAGCUGAGAAUAAAAGGGAUUUGAUGGAUGUGUUGACUAAGGUCAAUGCAAUUUUUGAGAUUUUGUUGAUAAAAGAUAAGUUGGGUCAGUUUGAUGAUGGGAAUCAAAUUAGGGGUUUGUGUGGUGCUCCUGAUGAGCCUCAAUGUAAGGGAAUGGAUGAGUCUUUAAAUAAGUUGAAGAUUGAAAUGAUGAAGGAUGGUGUUUCUGUACAUGUAUUGACUGGUUUGGGUGGAUCAGGUAAAAGUACUCUUGCUAAGAAGCUUUGUUGGGAUCCACAAAUCAAAGGCAAGUUUGGUGGAAACAUCUUCUUUGUUACCGUCUCAAAAACUCCCAACUUGAAGAACAUUGUACGGACACUAUUUGAACACUGUGGACUUCGGGAGCCUAAAUUUCAUAGCAACGAAGAUGCAAUUAAUCGAUUAGGACUUUUGCUGAGGCAAGUUGGUAGAAAUCCAAUAUUAUUAGUCUUGGAUGAUGUUUGGCCUGGCUCCGAAGGCCUUGUUGAGAAGUUCAAGUUUCAAAUGUCAGAUUAUAAGAUUUUGGUGACUUCAAGGGUUGCAUUUAGAAGAUUUGGCACCCCAUUCCAAUUGGAUCCACUUGAUCUUGAUCAUGCAGUGUCCCUUUUCCAUCACUUUGCUCAAUUGAAUCACAACAGCUCAUACAUGCCGGAUAAAAAUCUUGUCCGUGAGAUAGUGAAAGGUUGUAAGGGUUCGCCGCUGGCGCUUCAGGUCAUUGCUGGAUCACUCUGUAAGCAGCCUAUUGAGAUAUGGAAAAAUAUGAAGGAACAUUUUCAAAAUCAAUCCAUUCUGGAGUCUAAAAGAUAUUUUCCGAGUGAUAGCACUGACACUGACUUGCUUUGUCGCCUUCAACAAAGUUUGGAUAUGUUGGAGGAUAUCAAUGAGAAGGAGUGCUUUGUGGAUCUAGGGCUAUUUCCUGAAGACCAGAGGAUCCCUGUUACUGUCCUCAUCGAUAUGUGGGCGACACUGUAUAAUCUAGAUGAAGAUGGUACACAAGCAAUGGCCAUUGUCCAUAAUUUAAACACUAGGAAUUUGAUUAAUGUCAUAGCUACAAGGAAAGUUGCAACAGAAACAGACAUGUACUACAAUAACCACUAUGUAAUGAUGCAUGAUCUCCUCAGAGAACUAGCGAUCCAUCAAAGUAAAGGAGAACCAUUUGAACAGAGAAAAAGAUUGACCAUUGACUUGAAUGGAGAUGAUCGUCCCGAUUGGUGGAUAGGACCAAAUCAGCAAGGAAUCAUUAGUCGUAUGCAGUCUUUCGUAACUGGAUUGUUGGUAAAACAGAAGCAACUAAAGGUUGCUGCCCGUAUAUUGUCUAUAUCAACUGAUGAAACAUUUUCUUCGGAUUGGUGUGAUAUGCAACCUGAUGAAGCUGAGGUUAUGGUGUUGAAUCUCCGGUCUGACCAGUACUCAUUACCAGAUUUCACCAAAAAAAUGAUUAAACUGGAUAGUUUAAUAGUCACGAAUUAUGGUUUCCAUUGUUCUGAAUUAACCAAGUUUGAGCUACUUGGUUUGUUAUCAAACUUGAAAAGAAUAAGGUUGGAGAAAGUUUCUGUCCCUUGCCUAUGCCCAUUGAAGAAUCUGCAAAAAUUAUCCCUUCAUAUGUGCAAUACAAGGAAUGCUUUUGAAAGCUGUUCUAUCCAAAUUUCAGAUACUAUGCCAAAUCUAGUGGAGUUGAGCAUUGACUAUUGUAAAGAUUUGAUUAAAUUGCCUGAUGGAUUGUGUAACAUAACCACAUUGAAGAAGCUCAGUAUCACCAAUUGCCACAAUCUUUCUGCAAUGCCUCACGAUAUUGGAAAGCUGGAGAAUUUGGAAGUGCUAAGGCUUUGUUCCUGUUCUGAUUUAAAAGAGAUGCCAAAAUAUGUUGCAGGCCUUAACAAGCUAUGUUGUCUCGACAUCUCAAACUGUGUGAGUCUUUCAAAAUUACCUAAAGAUAUUGGUGAAUUGCAAAAGCUUGAGAAGCUCUCAAUGAAGGGUUGCUCAAACUUGAGUGGAUUGCCUAAUUCUGUCAUCAAAUUUGGAAAUUUAAAGCAUGAAAUGCAUGUGAUCUGUGACGAAGAACGUGCUGCCUUAUGGGAACAGUAUCCCAACAUUCCCAAUCUAAGGAUAGAUAUGCUUAAAGAAGAUAUUAACUUAAAUUGGCUUCAUAGAACUCGUUCCUGAGUGUUGGAUCAUGAAGAUAAAGUGACUUGAAGUCUUGUUGAUAUUUGUAAGCAAUGUUGCUACACAUAUGUUUUGAUUCAUAGAACUUGUAACAAUCUCAAAAUAAUUAUCAUAUAUACUAAAUAAAUCAUACAUGAGACAAAUUAUGCUAUUGA
This is a messenger RNA of Trifolium pratense (red clover), 2889 nucleotides long. RefSeq names its product probable disease resistance protein At5g66900. The transcript is spliced from 5 exons. The coding region runs from base 206 to 2734 and encodes 842 amino acids. Gene Ontology annotation, biological process: defense response to fungus. Gene Ontology annotation, molecular function: ADP binding. The record is from RefSeq and is a predicted model, not a curated record. Lineage: Eukaryota; Viridiplantae; Streptophyta; Magnoliopsida; Fabales; Fabaceae.